AUGUAUCAGUACGCAGCCUACGCACCUCGCACACCUCCAUCAUCAUCGUACACGCCCUCUCCCGCUCCGACUUACCCGUCCAAUCCAGCCGGACCGUCCAACGCCCCUCAAGCGCAACCCAUCACCCGCUCCCGAACACUCUUCUACCUCUCCGUCCGGGAUAGCUCUGCCACAGCAUCGGGAUCAGGAUCGAGGAGGAAUGGUCCAAGAAGUAGGAAGAAGAUUGGUGAAGGGAGAGAGUAUGGGAAUAAGGUGGAUGUAGGGGAUGAUGAGGAGGAGAGGCUGAUUGGAAGUGAUGAAGGGGGGAGGGGUGGGCUGCCACCCAGUGAUGAAGUUGAGGAGAUACUAGGGCGAAUAUCACCCAAAAUCACGGCUCUGGACAAGCUACACUCCAAGCACGUCUUGCCGGGCUUUACAGAUCGUACAGCCGAGGAGCGAGAGAUAGAAAGGCAGACUAUCGAUAUCACACGGGACUUUCGGAAAUGUACCUCCCUCAUAGGCUCUAUCGCUCCAACAAGAGGUGCCACUCGCGCCGAGGUCACUACCGCGAAGAAUGUCCAGCGGGGACUGGCAGGAAAGGUACAGGAGAUGAGCGGGAUGUUUAGGAAGAAGCAGAGGGUGUAUAUGCAGAAGCUACAAGGACACGCCAUCAAAUCCAAAGACCUCCUCGUUGCCUCAGGCGCUAUCCAGCUCAAAGGUCCCGACUCAUUCGACGAACUAGCAGAGGACGAGCGCGGAUACCAAGCCCAGUCCCUCGCUCAAGCACCCAUGGCGGUCGACCUGGACGUAUCCACUCGGACGGCCGAAAUUACCCAAAUCGCCCAAUCGAUCGGGGAGCUCGCGGAGCUGUUUAGGGAUCUGGGGAAUAUGGUGGUGGAGCAAGGAACGGUGUUGGAUUCGGUGGAGUAUAAUGUGGGCGUGACGGCGAGGGAGAUGAAGGGGGCGGUGGAGGAGUUGAGGGUUGCGCAGCGGUGA
Dioszegia hungarica is the source of this 975-nucleotide messenger RNA. Its product is annotated as t-SNARE. The transcript has 6 exons. Bases 1 to 975 code for a protein of 324 amino acids. Gene Ontology annotation, molecular function: SNAP receptor activity; SNARE binding. Gene Ontology annotation, cellular component: endomembrane system; membrane; SNARE complex. Gene Ontology annotation, biological process: intracellular protein transport; vesicle-mediated transport; vesicle fusion. The record is from RefSeq and is a predicted model, not a curated record. Lineage: Eukaryota; Fungi; Basidiomycota; Tremellomycetes; Tremellales; Bulleribasidiaceae.